Messenger RNA from Pogoniulus pusillus (Red-fronted tinkerbird), 3047 nucleotides. RefSeq names its product decapping mRNA 1B (gene DCP1B). NCBI's taxonomy places the organism in Eukaryota, Metazoa, Chordata, Aves, Piciformes, Lybiidae. The transcript is spliced from 9 exons. Gene Ontology annotation, cellular component: P-body. Gene Ontology annotation, biological process: positive regulation of catalytic activity; deadenylation-dependent decapping of nuclear-transcribed mRNA; deadenylation-independent decapping of nuclear-transcribed mRNA. The record is from RefSeq and is a predicted model, not a curated record. Gene Ontology annotation, molecular function: mRNA binding; enzyme activator activity. Bases 598 to 2196 code for a protein of 532 amino acids.
GCCUGUCUGGGCACUGUGAGGCGCCCCGUGGUGCCCAAGUGGGGUUCAGAAGGCUGGCGGGCACGCUGGAGAGCAGGGCGUGAGCACUCCGUUCGUGUCAUUCAGCUGUCUGUAUCGGCAGAACCAAGCUGCAUGCAAGACAGCGUUGGAGUAACAAACACUCCAGAGGCUCUUUCAUUUCCUUUUUAAAGGGGGAUUCUUUUGGUAACGUAGCGUUCCGGCUCUCUGUGAGCGGCUCUAUCGUGGUGGAGCUUAGGGCCUGGCCUGGCAAGCAUCUGCCCUGUCUGCCUUUUCCCCUGUUAUUUGUCCUGAGUGUCACCGGCACCGCUCUGGAAGGCCUCGGCCUGCCUCGGGCCUGUGCGCCUGCCUCGGGCACAGCAGAGUUGAACCAGCACAGUGCUCAGUCCUGUGCUGUGGAGCCUUUAGUCUUUGCAUACCUCAUCCUAAACCCUGGGUCAGCUGCACAGCUGCAGUGUCUCACCACCAGCCGUUGAAGCUUGGCUUAGUUAUUUCUUCCUGGCUUAGGAGAAGACUGAUGUGGAGGGAACGCUCUUUGUUUACACAAGAUCGGCUUCUCCAAGGCAUGGCUUCACAAUCAUGAACAGGCUGAGCAUGGAAAAUCGAACAGAACCUAUUACUAAGGACCUUGAUUUCCAACUGCAGGACCCUUUUCUACUGUACAGAAAUGCCAGAUUGUCCAUCUAUGGGAUUUGGUUUUAUGAUAAGGAAGAAUGCCAAAGAAUUGCAGAGCUGAUGAAAAACCUAACUCAACAGGAGCAGUUCAAAGCCCAGCAGGGCACAGGAACUGGAGUGUCCCCCAUGAUUGUGAACUCUGCUAAUAACAAAGAAGUGGAUAUCUUGCGGAUGCUUACCAAGGCCAAAGAUGAAUAUACCAAGUGUAAGACCUGCUCAGAGCCAAAACAAAUAACCAGCUCUUCUGCCAUCUAUAACAACCCCAACCUAAUCAAACCAAUCCCAGUCAAGCCUAGUGAGAGUCAGCACCAACGAAUACCUCAGCAAAGCAAGAAUGUGGAUCCUGAACCGCAGCACUUGUCUUUGACAGCACUGUUUGGAAAGCAAGAGAAGCCAGGGGUCUCAGGACAGCUAAAGAAGCAGCAUCAAGAUAAUCUCCCUGUCAGGCAGGGUGUGGUACGCUCCCUGUCCUACGAGGAGCCCAGCAGGCAUUCGCCCUCGGCAGAGAAGCAGCUCUGCCCUGCCAUUCAGAAGCUCAUGGUGCGUGGCACAGAGCUGCACCCCCUGGCUGAGCUUCCUGAGAACCGACUCUGUGCAAACGGCAACAUCCACCCUGUGGGGGAGACUUUCACAGGACUCUUCCAGCCUGUGGCUUCUCAUGGCAUUGCAUCAUCUCACCCAGUUCAGGACGCUGCUGGCCCUCAGAACUUGCUACAGCAACUGCAAAGUCACUCUGGGUCAGUGGCCAAAAUGGAGCCUGGUGCAACAGGGUCUGUGAACUCCACACCUGCUGUGUUCAGCAGUUCCCCUGCUGCCCCUGGAGCGCCAGCAGCACCAGUAAAUAACCUGAGCCAGCCACCUUUGGUCUAUUUCAAUGGCUCCCUACCAGGCCAGACUUUAGAGUCUCAGACACUCGGUAAAGAGCAAUCCAAACUUCGUAGACAGCCACUUUCUCUCUCUGGCAAUCAAGCAGCCACUUCUGGAGUGAUUUCACCUCAAGAGUUACUGAAGAAACUCCAGAUAGUGCAACAAGAGCAGCAGUUGCCUGUGUCCAGCAGACCCACCUUGGCAGCUAAGUUUCCUCUUGUCACUCAGAACAGCAGCACACUGAAGCCACUGGAGCCCUGGGUGGAAAAGGCACCGGGGACAGAAAAGCAGAGCCCUCUCUUUCAGGUAAUCUCACCUCAACGCAUUCCUGCCACUGUAACUCCCACCCUGUUGAUGUCCCCAAUGGUGUUCACUCAGUCCGCACCUGCUCCGCCAAAAGCAACUGACAGUGGACGCUUAGCAGCGGCAAACCAAGAAGCUGCUGUCAGCUCAGCUGGCCUGCUCCUGCCGCUGCAAACCCCAGAGCCAUCUGUGGUCAACAGCACCUCGGUGACAAAGAUGCAGCUGCAGGAAACCCUUCUUCAUCUGAUCCAGCACGAUGACAACUUCCUGAACAUCAUCUAUGAAGCGUAUCUCUUCAGUGCGAGAAAGGCGGCGAUGAAGAAGGCCAUGUGAAAGAUGAGCUUUGUCUUUCAUUUCUGUCGCUUCCUGAACCCCAGGGGAAAAAAAGGAUUCCAAUCUCUCCAAUAUGUUUACUUUGAAAGAAAUGAAUGCUCUUAGGUGUUUUCCAUACCUGUAGAUUGUGCUCGUUGGCAAGCAGACGCCGUACUGAGCAGCAAGCAAGCAGAUUGUGCCUUUAGGGAGCGAAGCGUCGCGAUGCUGAAGAUACCAUCACAAAACAGCGUCGAUUCUUUUUCUUACAUUGCUCCAUAUUUUCCCAGCUGGUUCUCGGAAUUCCCUUUCCUUUCCUGCUCGCAUUCGGCUGGGGAUCUGUGACGGAGCUUCUCCCCGCGCCGUCGGACGCAGCUGUGCCAGCUCUGACCACACGGUGGCGAUGUUGGACUGGCUGUAGGAGCAGGACGCUCCGGCUGCAGCCUCGCAAGGGUAAAAGCUCUGCGGGGAGACUGCUGCGUCCUGGGGCUUAGCUGCCUGCCAAGCACUCGAGGUGAAGCGCCACGAAUUUCCCCCCCCCCCCAACACACACACAGAGUUUUGUAGAGAAAUGGUUUUCUAUUUUAACCAGAGUAUUUUUAGCUAGCAGUAGAAAUGGGGCUCUGCAGGUGGAGGAAUGGAGGGGGGAAGGGAGGGCUGCUUUGUUCGUGUCCUUGCUAUCAGCACAGCUCUGGGGUGGCAUCGGUUUCACAGUUCUGUUGUUCCAGCUCCGAUCUGCAUUAUUAUAAGCGAUGUACAAGUUUGUAAAGGAGAAGGCUUAGCUAGUGUCAAAGUACUGUUGAUUCUGUCUUUGUUUAGUCUGUUCCUGGAGCACACUGAUCCCUUUCUGAAGAAAAUAAAAGGGCUCAGCCUUA